Messenger RNA from Ooceraea biroi (clonal raider ant), 1482 nucleotides. Its product is annotated as odorant receptor 24a. Gene Ontology annotation, biological process: sensory perception of smell; detection of chemical stimulus involved in sensory perception of smell. The record is from RefSeq and is a predicted model, not a curated record. Lineage: Eukaryota; Metazoa; Arthropoda; Insecta; Hymenoptera; Formicidae. Gene Ontology annotation, molecular function: odorant binding; olfactory receptor activity. Gene Ontology annotation, cellular component: plasma membrane.
CGAGCCGACGACGGCGUCACAUCGGCAGGCAGAUGAUGGUUGAUCGGAAACGGAGAAGUGCGUCCGCCACCGACGUGACAAAGGAGAACGAGCAACACGUCUCAGACUUUCGUUAUGCCGUCCAGAUCAGCGUCUAUCUGCUGAAGCCGAUCGGUGCUUGGCCGUUGGACGACGAUGAAGCCACCUCAUGGCUCAAGAUCGCCGUGCACAAAGUGUCCACACUGAUCGCCACGUUCCUCAUGUUAUUCACCAUCGUGCCGUGGAUCGUGCAGAUUAUCAAAGAGAAGUGGAGCGUCAUCCAGAUGUUACGCACGAUCUGUCCGUUGUUAUUCACGUUAACGGUAUUUGCGAGAUAUAUUCUACUAAUGUUGCAUCAGAAUCAGCUCAAGUCCUGCAUGGACCGCGUGGCCGACGACUGGCGGUACACGAUCAUUGCCGAGGAUCGUGAGACCAUGCUGGCGAACGCCAGGAUGGGCCGCACGUUCGGCAUCGUAUCCGUAGUCUUCAUGUUCAGCAGUGGCGCGCUCUUCUUUUCGCUACCUUUGGUCUUGCCGAGCCUGAUCAACGAGGAUAAUGUUACCGUAAGACUGCAUCCGUCACCCUGUGAGCUCCUUGUAUUUGAUUCCAAGAUUACUCCCGUGUAUGAGAUCGUGUACCUGUUACAAACCCUGUCCGGUUGCACCAUCUACAGUGCAUUCUGCGGCAUUUGCAGUCUGAUGGCGAAUUUCGUCGUGCACGUGUGCGGCCAGUGCGACGUGUUGACGUUGAUCUUCGACGAGACCGUGGACGGCGGCGAGCAUAAUCGCGGUCCCAUCGAGGGCCGAAUUGCUACCGCAGUUACUCGACAUUUGCGUAUGCUGAGAUUGGUCUCUGAUGUAAGUGGCUUGUUUACCGAGAUAUGCCUCGUGGAAUUCAUACAGGCCUCGUGUAACAUAUGUCUAAUCGGCUACUACAUCAUAACCGACUUGAAUAAUAACGAAUCGUUCGUACAGAUCUCCAUGUAUGUCUUAGCACUCGCGUCGAUUGUCUUCAACGUGUUCAUGUUCUGCUAUAUUGGUGAUCUGCUCGCCGAGCGCUGCCAGAAGUUGGGUACCACCUGCUACACGGUCGAGUGGUACCGGAUGCCACCCAGAAAAGCGGUCGAGAUGAUCAUGCCGAUCACGAUAUCUCGAUACCCCGCGACGCUCACAGCUGGAAAGAUGAUGACGAUGACCCUGACUACGUUCUCUGACAUUUUAAAGACGUCAAUGGCGUAUUUCAAUCUGCUGCGUGAGUUCUCCAUACGGGAUGCUACGAGAACGUAAGAUACGUGGCGUUGUCAACAAUUGUUCUAAAAACAGUUUUAGGAUAUCUUUAGUAAAGAAUAGCUUUAAUUAGUUCGACUAAUGCACGUGUUAGUACAGCACUUAUGAUGGAAAAUUCUCUUCAAAAUGUGACUACUGUCUACUAAAAUAAAAUUCAAAAAUAUAAGGAUAUAAAAAA